Molecule: messenger RNA, 264 nt
Organism: Microthlaspi erraticum
Lineage: Eukaryota; Viridiplantae; Streptophyta; Magnoliopsida; Brassicales; Brassicaceae
Source: the annotation of a GenBank genome assembly
AUGGAAGUGAUGGAAAUCGUUGGAAAAGGUCCACUAAGAGCUCCAAUAACUCUUGCUCUCGAAAUGGAGUUCAUAGGGGUCUUUUGGAGCAUUCUGGAGCAUAUGGGACGAGGAGCAUGGAGGGACUUGGCACAUGGAAGCAGCUCAACUGGACACGCAAAGGAAGAAGGGAGAAGCCAUCUUGAAGACCAGCUCGACCGUCUACUCGACCAACCGGUCGAGUUCCUCAACUCGACCGGCCAAGCUUCAACUCGAUCGAGCUGA